Messenger RNA from Gracilinanus agilis (Agile Gracile Mouse Opossum), 2091 nucleotides. RefSeq names its product gamma-aminobutyric acid receptor subunit gamma-4-like. Lineage: Eukaryota; Metazoa; Chordata; Mammalia; Didelphimorphia; Didelphidae. Gene Ontology annotation, molecular function: transmitter-gated monoatomic ion channel activity involved in regulation of postsynaptic membrane potential; GABA-A receptor activity; inhibitory extracellular ligand-gated monoatomic ion channel activity. Gene Ontology annotation, biological process: synaptic transmission, GABAergic; monoatomic ion transmembrane transport; signal transduction. The coding region runs from base 1 to 2091 and encodes 696 amino acids. The transcript has 8 exons. Gene Ontology annotation, cellular component: postsynapse; dendrite membrane; neuron projection. The record is from RefSeq and is a predicted model, not a curated record.
AUGGAGGGGCCUUUGUCUCACUCUGUGUUUCUUGACCCCAGCACUGACAGUGCCGAGGAGUACGACUAUGAUUACCUUGGUAUCAACAAAACCUGGGUCCUGACUCCCAGGGCACAUGACACUGAUGCCACCCAGAUCUUGAAUACUCUUCUGAAGGACUAUGACAGCAAGCUGAGACCUGACAUUGGAAUCAAGCCUACAAACAUUGAUGUUGAUAUCUAUGUGAACAGCAUUGGACCAGUAUCUGUCAUCCAGAUGGAAUACACCAUUGACAUCUUCUUUGCCCAGAGCUGGUAUGAUCGCCGCCUCCGCUUCAACAGUACCCUUAAAGCUCUAACUCUGAACAGCAACAUGGUAAGCCGCAUCUGGAUCCCGGAUACCUUUUUCCGGAACUCCAAGAGGGCCGACUCGCACUGGAUCACCACACCCAAUCAGCUACUGCGCAUCUGGAAUGAUGGGAAGGUUCUUUACACCCUUAGGCUGACCAUAGAGGCUGAAUGUCUCCUCCAGCUCCAGAACUUCCCGAUGGACACCCAUUCCUGCCCUCUCAUCUUUUCUAGCUAUGGUUAUCCGGCUGAAGAGAUCGUUUACCGUUGGAGGCGCUACUCCAUUGAAGUAUCAGACCAGCGUUCCUGGAGGCUCUACCAGUUUGACUUUACAGGACUGCGGAACACAUCGGAAGUCCUCCGGACUGGUGCUGGUGAUUACAUGGUCAUGACUGUUUCGUUUGACCUAAGCCGGCGGAUGGGCUAUUUUGCCAUUCAGACCUAUAUCCCUUGCAUAUUGACUGUGGUACUCUCUUGGGUUUCCUUUUGGAUCAAGAGGGAUUCCACUCCUGCUAGGACAUCCUUGGGGAUCACCACCGUGCUUACCAUGACCACCUUGAGCACCAUUUCCCGAAAGCACCUCCCCCGUGUUUCCUAUGUGACCGCCAUGGACCUCUUUGUCUCCGUGUGCUUCAUCUUUGUCUUCGCCGCCUUGAUUGAGUAUGCCACACUCAACUACUUGGUGGGAAACAGGAGGCUGCUAGCGGGCAGCAGCAAGCGGAAAUCCAGGCCUCGUCCUGCCAGCGCCAGGGCUAUUGCCAGUGCCAGGGCCAUUGCCAGUGCCAGGGCCAGCCCCCGGGCCAGCCCUAGGGCCAGCCCCAGUACCAGCAUCAGUCUUGGUGCCGCUCUUGGUGCCAAUAUCAGUGCCAGUGCUGGCCCCAGCCUCUGUACCAGUGUUGGUGCCGGUGCCGCUUUUGGUGCUGGUCCUGGUGCCACCUUUGGUGCUGGUGCCACUUUUGCUGCUAGUCCUAGUGCCACUUUCGGUGCUGGUGCCACUUUCGGUGCUGGUCCUGGUCCCAUUUUGGUUGCUGGUCCCAGUGCCCCUUUUGGUGCUGGUCCCAGUCCUACUUUGGUUGCUGGUCCCACUCCCACUUUGGUUCCUGGUCCCAGUGCCACUUUUGGUGCAGGUCCCGGUGCCGCUUUUGGUGCUGGUCCCAGUCCCACUUUGGUUCCUGGUCCCACUCCCACUUUGGUUGCUGGUCCCACUCCCACUUUGGUUGCUAGUCCCACUCCCACUUUGGUUGCUGGUCCCAGUCCCACUUUGGUUGCUGGUCCUGGUGCCACUUUUGGUGCUGGUCCCACUCCCACUUUGGUUGCUGGUCCCAGUCCCACUCUUGGUGCUGGUCCUGGAGCUACUCUUGGUGCUGGUCCUGGAGCUACUCUUGGUGCUGGUCCUGGUGCCACCUUUGGUGCUGGUGCCAAUGCUGGUGCCACUUUUGGUCCUGGUACUGGUGCCAGUGUCAGUGGCAUGCCUGCCUUCACUGCCAUCACUAUUACCAGCAGCAUGCCCUGGGUCCCGGAUCGAAUAGAGGAAGAAGACGAUGAUGAUGAUGAGGAUGAGGAAGAACAGGAGGAGACCACUUGCUGCCCAGGGAAGGAAUGUCAGCAGUUCUUCUGCUGCAUUGAAGAUUGCCAGAGAGGCACAUGGAGGGAAGGCCGUGUCCGCAUCCACAUCUCCCGCCUGGAUACCUACUCUCGAGUCUUCUUCCCCACUGCGUUCCUACUGUUCAACGUAGUGUAUUGGAUCGCUUAUCUGUACCUCUAA